AUGCCGAUGGAACGAACCGCGAGUGUGGAGGACAUGGUGGGUAACCUGUGGCGGCUGGGGCGAACGCCGUCGCAGGCUGAGUUCGAGCAGUUCUUCAGCAACAUAGCUCAGGUGGGCUCACAACAGAAUCUGGCGGCGCAAGCGGCGGCCGCGCAGGCCGCGCAGGCGGCCCAACCGGAGACGAACGGGACUGACGCUACGGGGAUUCCCCGCGUCGCGUCAAUAGACCUGCUGCGCAAGAUGAUUAUGCAGGGUCAGCAGCCGCCCGUCGCGCCGGCGAUGGUCCCAAACCUCAUGAACCCGAUGGCGGGCAUGGGUGCGAUGCAAACAGGACUCGGAGGCGCAGGCCUCGGCGUGGCCGGAAUGAUCCCCGGAGUGGGCGCCGCGGGCAUCAACCCCGUCGCCCUCGCCGCCGCCGGCAUCCCCGGCAACGUGGCGCCCCCGUCUCCCAAGGUUGAGAAGAAGCCCCCCAAGCGAGCGCCGGCUCCCAAGACGAAGGCUCCCGCAAACAAGAAGACGUCACCGGCGCCGGCGAAGAAGGGCGUCAAGCGCGAGGCCAGCGCGGACCCUAGCGACAAGGCCAGCGACGAUGACUUCAGCGACAGUGAGGGCGGCGAAGGCGAGGGCGGCAAGGGCAAGACCACCGACGAGGUUCGACGGCAGCGGAGGAUGCUGUCCAAUAGGGAGAGCGCGAGGCGGUCUCGGCGUCGUAAGCUGGAGCACGUGGCCACUCUGGAGGGGCAGAUCAACCAGCACAAGGCGGAGAACCUCGCGCUGCUGGAGAGGCUGAGGGAGAGCGAGGCGCGGGUGGAGGCUGUCGUUCGGGAAAACGCUCAGCUCAAGGCGGAGAUUGUCCGAAUGAGCGAGGUGGCGGGCGCCGGCGGAAAGCCGAUGGAGAGGGCGUCGUCGCUGCAGCGCAUCGCCAGCGCCGGGAACCUCGCGAAGAGCAACCUCGGCGGGACGGCGUCGCCGCAGAUGAGCGGCGACGACUCGCCGCGCGGGUUUGUCCCUUUCAGAUCGCUGCAGUCGUACGAGAACCUCCUCUCGCUGCAGGCGCAGGGGCGCUGA
Messenger RNA from Micromonas commoda, 1068 nucleotides. RefSeq lists its product with no specific name. NCBI's taxonomy places the organism in Eukaryota, Viridiplantae, Chlorophyta, Mamiellophyceae, Mamiellales, Mamiellaceae. Gene Ontology annotation, molecular function: DNA-binding transcription factor activity. The record is from RefSeq and is a predicted model, not a curated record. The transcript is spliced from 2 exons. The coding region runs from base 1 to 1068 and encodes 355 amino acids. Gene Ontology annotation, biological process: regulation of DNA-templated transcription.